GCUACAUCGUCGCGAGGGGCGGGGCGCCUGUCAGGGAAGCGGUGCGCGCGGGUGGCGGGCGGGCUGGGGCUUCUCCGCACAGUGCCAGCGCCAGCGCCAGACCCGCCCGCACCCCGCGCUCUCCCUCACGCGCGUCGCCUCUCCUAGGACUCUCUAGCCCGCACUCCUGCUCUCAUCCUUGAGCCAUCGCAGGAUGGAGCUGCUGUGUUGCGAGGGCACCCGGCAUGCGCCCCGGGCCGGGCCCGACCCGCGGCUGCUGGGGGACCAGCGUGUCUUGCAGAGUUUGCUCCGCCUGGAGGAGCGCUACGUGCCGCGAGCCUCCUACUUCCAGUGCGUGCAAAAGGAGAUCAAGCCGCACAUGCGGAAGAUGCUGGCGUACUGGAUGCUGGAGGUGUGUGAGGAGCAGCAUUGCGAGGAGGACGUCUUCCCUCUGGCUAUGAACUACCUGGAUCGCUACCUGUCGUGCGUCCCCACCCGAAAGGCGCAAUUGCAGCUUCUAGGUACCGUCUGCCUGUUGCUGGCCUCCAAGCUGCGCGAAACCACGCCCCUGACUAUUGAGAAGCUUUGCAUCUACACGGACCAAGCUGUGGCUCCCUGGCAGUUGCGGGAAUGGGAGGUGCUGGUCCUGGGGAAGCUCAAGUGGGACCUGGCUGCUGUGAUUGCCCAUGACUUCCUGGCCCUGAUUCUGCACCGCCUCUCUCUGCCCAGUGACCGGCAGGCCUUGGUCAAAAAGCAUGCCCAGACCUUUUUGGCCCUCUGCGCUACAGAUUACACCUUUGCAAUGUACCCUCCAUCCAUGAUCGCCACGGGCAGCAUUGGGGCUGCAGUGCUAGGCCUCGGCGCCUGCUCUAUGUCUGCAGAUGAACUCACAGAGUUGCUGGCCGGAAUCACAGGCACUGAAGUGGACUGCCUGCGUGCCUGCCAGGAGCAGAUCGAAGCUGCCCUCAGGGAGAGCCUCCGGGAAGCUGCUCAGACAGCCCCCAGCCCUGUGCCCAAAGCCCCCCGGGGCUCUAGCAGCCAGGGGCCCAGUCAGACCAGCACUCCCACAGAUGUCACAGCUAUCCACCUGUAGCUUGGGACAGGCCCCCUCAGGUGGCCACCAAGCAGAGGAGGGGCCACUGCCACCCCCUCCCUGCCUCUAGAACAAUCCAUGCCAUAUCUGAAGCCCGAGGGGGGCUCUCCUUCCCCUCACAAAGCCCAAGGGGCCAGGUCCUGCCUAUCCCCACAGUGUGCACUAAGGGGCUGCUUGGUCAUGAGGGUGUCUACAUGGCCAGUCAGCUCCUCUUCCUUCCCACUCAACCAGCUUGGCUGUCCUGGGCCAUGAUGGUCAGAGAAAUACAAACAGGUAAAAUCUACACACCAGCAUUUCUUUUGAGUCCCUCCUGUCUGGGGCUCCAACCUUCUCUUUGCCAAAACGCCCCAGUACCUUCCAAAGGUGUUGCCCCUUGCAGGGUCAUUGCAUUUGGAUUCGGGUCCUUCAGACAUCCCGAUAGACGCAUAUGAGGAACCAACCUAGAUGGCCGCUGUGUAAUCCUGUACUCCAGCUGCUCUUAGAGGGAACAGCUUAGGCCUUGGCCAGAAGAGCAAGAACCCAUAGAUUGUUGCUUUGCUUCCCGCUUAGCUUCUAUGAUUGAGGGGUCUUGAGGGGUGCUGAUGGUCAUUUUAAUUUAUUGCUUUGAAUACAACUGUAAGAGGGUACAGUGAGGCCUGUACCCCACAAGUGGUGGUAACCCUGGCGGUUGCUGUUUCCCUCCCCUCCCCUCUGCUAACUGCUUUGUGGCCCAGGAGCUGCUAUAGCCUGGGAUGGGGUCAUGCCUUCCUCUCCUUAGCCCUCCACCUCAUCUUCAGUGGAGAGGGUUUAACUAGGGAUGGAUGCUGUGGAGGUGACUGAGCUAUCUGGAGAGAGGGCAAGCCCUAUGGACACAGGUCUUUCCUCAGGCCACAAGGUUUGGGCUGGUGGCCCAUUUCUAUCAUGCUGCCUUAAUAAAGAUUUCGGA
Arvicanthis niloticus (Nile rat) is the source of this 1997-nucleotide messenger RNA. It is a transcript of the gene Ccnd3, whose product is annotated as cyclin D3. The record is from RefSeq and is a predicted model, not a curated record. NCBI's taxonomy places the organism in Eukaryota, Metazoa, Chordata, Mammalia, Rodentia, Muridae.